Molecule: messenger RNA, 1928 nt
Organism: Xiphias gladius (swordfish)
Lineage: Eukaryota; Metazoa; Chordata; Actinopteri; Istiophoriformes; Xiphiidae
Gene: ptcd2
Product: pentatricopeptide repeat domain 2
Exons: 10
Coding region: 332-1531 (399 amino acids)
Biological process (GO): mitochondrion organization; multicellular organism development; regulation of mRNA processing
Cellular component (GO): mitochondrion
Molecular function (GO): protein binding; RNA binding
Source: RefSeq, a predicted model, not a curated record
UAUCAGCUGUGCUGAUCACAAAUAAAAUGCUCAUCGAAUUUCAGGCGAAGAAAAACAAGAAACUCAAAAAUUAACACAGCUUCGUGUAGCUGAGGAGAACCAAAUGACAACAUUAAAAAUGUAAAAUUAAAACUCGCUGUACUCCUGAACCGGAUCACAAGGAUCGCUGCCAUGUUGGACGAUACCAACUGCAAACUGCGUCUUACAAAUUUAAAAAGGAAUAGCCGUAUAGAUUGUCUUGCUCGAAAUAAAAAUAGCUAUAGGGUUCCAGUGCAUUUUAAAACGUAGCUAACUGACCCUGGCGGCAACUGGCGUUUUAAACCUCUAUAAUAUGUUCAAAAUCCCCCCCUUUGUUGUCAUUGCCGUGGUACAGUCAGUGGUCACUAUGGCGCUGGGGAGAUUUGGUAAAUGUUGUCGGUUGCUAUUACGUGAGCCCUUUAAAGGAGUAUUUUUGGGUAGUUUGCACCCAGGAUGGAUCGAAAGCUGUGUGGGAGCUAAGAGGCAUCUGUUGUCAGAAGAUGUCAUCAAACUUCAAGACUUUCAGCAAAGGAAGCUGGCCGUGGCUCACCUCGUCACUGGAUCGAAAGGAAAUUACAUAGAGCUGUUCAGUGAGAAGCUAGAGAGGAAUGAGCUGAUACUGAGAGAUGAGCUGAAGCUCCUCCUUCACCUGUGCCAGUCUGCAGAAGACAUGUUGAUAGCCAGAGAUGCCAUCUAUAGGUAUCACACAGAGAACCGAAACUUAGCACACGGAGAGUUUAAGUUUGGUCCUCUCUUCAUGAGGCUGUGCUAUGAGCUGGGUCUGGAGGACAUGGCUGCUGCUACACUUACAGAUGAGAGUAUGAGAGGAUUUUUCAACGACGCAACGUCCUUUAACAUAGCCAUAGACAUGUUAUUCACAAAAGGCUGUUAUGAAAAUGCUCUGGAGGUACUAAGAACCAUGAAGAACCAAGGUGUACCAUUCAACAAAGACACACAGACUCUGGCAGCUGGUACCUGCUAUAAACUGAACACAAUUGAGUCCUACAGGAUCUGCACUGCUCUGAUAGAGGAGGGGCAGACCAAAGGGCACUUCAUCCCCAGACAUGCUUACUGCUUUGCUGUAGCAUUAGCACUUAGGCGGAGUGACAUUGAAAAAGCACAGUCAUUGUAUUCACAGAUUAUGAGCACGGACAGCAGAUUAUGCCAAAAUUUGAAAGUUGUAAUACUAGCAAUGUCAGGAGCAGUGACGGAUGCCAUUUCCACCCUGUCUGCAGCUGUGCUGCCUAAAAGCCCUUCUUUUGUGAAGAAGCCUGAAUUUUCACAGGAGGUGGUGGAUUUGCUGCGCUUACGGAGUGAGGGCGGACCACACAUGAUGGAUGUGGAACAGAUAGUGACUCAUCUUGAACGAGCCGGUCAGGUGACAAAGCAGACCCUCGACGGCAUGCUGUGCCAUACACCCACAGGGAAGAGGAAACCAGCACCGAUACUGGAGGAGAGGAGGAUCAGCCGAAGGACUCUGAGGCCACUACAGUCCACUCUGCUGUCAGAAUGAGGAAGCCUGCCUUAGGUGUUAGAGCUAGUCACUUAAACACAAACAGAUGACUUAAAUGACCUACCUCUCAUUAAACACAGACACAGUCACCCCUCUGCAGAUUGGGCAGUCCAAAUUUGUGCAGGCAUUUAAAUGUAUGCAUUUCCUUGCAAGGAUCUCAUAUGGAUAAUAUGAGUGAUUUUGGGAAGAAUGUGUUGUAUAUGAAAGUGAGAAUGAGUGAUUAAAGACUAAUUGAAUAUUUAAUAAUGAAAAAAUAUUCUUUGUUUUGCUUUGAUGUGUAGGGAUGUAGGUGAAAUCAGGUUUGUUUUGCCAUCUUUAAUUCCUUUUACCCAUUCAAUCCUAAAAUGUAUGGUGGGUGAAAACCCAAUGUAAACUCAGGUACUAUCAACUUUGUUAU